AAGUUCGGUUCAAUCUUAUGAUAAAUAUAAAGUAAUACAUGAAGGGGAAAACCAGGGAUAAAGCUGGAAAAGCAAGUCCGACAUCUUAGGAUCUAAUAGAUUAAUGUUUAUCAUUUAAAUAUAGGACAUCAAGUGCUUAUCAACAGGUUAAACAACGUUUAUAAAAGUGGGACAUCUAAUAUUUAAGAUAAACUUAACGAAAUUGGGAUUACCUUGUGUAUAUGAGAUUGGUAAAAACACCACGUGAAAUAGCAUAAACUCUAAGAAAUACAUGCAUGCUGCUCACGCAUAGGCCAUGGGAAAGGAAACAAUUUCACCACAAGACAAGAUAACUUAAUACUUGCGAAUGCUUAGGAAGUUUGUAGAAAUGUAGUCAGUGACUUUUUAAAGAAUUGGACAUACUAAAAGGGAUUUAUAACAAUUAUGAAAUCGGACACAGUGUCAGCAUGUUUAUUACUACUGGGAAUGGCCUCAUGUGUAAGAGCUCUGAUACCAUUACCAUCAUUUACCAAGAUGAAGGAAAAUUAUCCAGGCUACAAACAUGCAGGAGGCAGAUACCACAACAAUCAUCUCAUCGACAUGAUUGGAUGUAAGCGCAAAUUGUUAUUACAUGAUACUAGUGCUUUGAGACUAUCAUAUUCCUUCAAUAAAGUUGGGGGUGAACAUUCAUUAGGACAUGAUUUAAUUCAUUUAUCUAGGAAUGGAAUAGACAGUGUUGUAGGCACAGAUGGACUACAAUAUAUAUACCACCCUAUAGCAUAUGGACCAUUCCUAGCUGACAAAUAUGGAUAUCCAACGAUUUCAAAAUUACACCAGUUUGAUCCUGUCAGCACAAAGAAGAACUUUUGGGGGAAACAAGGAAUACUUAGAGUGAUAACAUAUCGUAAAAUUAAAAACUUGCCAGUUGGACAUGUUGCAUUGUGGGACUGUGAUCAUUUUCAUGAAACAAAAGACUGGAUUUCAGGGCAUAGUUUGAUAACAGUUGAGUUCUGGGAGUCUCCAGAUUCCAAUUGUUCCAGUUCUACAACUAGAUAUCUUCAUCAAAAUGUACCAGUAAAACAUAUCAAACAAAUAUCUACACCACCAUCAUCAAACGUGAAUCACCAAAUUCCAGCCAAUCAACUUCCUGGACAAUCAAUCCAUCAACUUCCAGUAACAUCAGAACAUUUAUCAUUGAAAAACAAUCCACCUUCCAACCAGGGUAACCAAGCUCUUGCUCCAAAUUCACAAAUAGAUUUGAAAACAUUAAUGAAAGAUAAAACUUUUCGAAGGAAGUUCAUAAAAAAGUAUUAUGUAAGUAAUGGGCAUUUACGUCAUGCAAAACAUAGAGGACUGUCAUUGUCUUAAGAACAACUAUCAUAAUCCAGACAUCGAUUAUACUAAUUGAUUUUUUUUUUCUUUGGAAAACAGAACUAUGUGUGUGUAUUUAUAAUUGCCAUUUUAAACAAUACAUUUUUUGUGAAGACAACUUUGACAACGAAUUUCAACAGCUUUAACCAUGCUCAAUCUAUUUUAUGGCCAGCUAGUUACAGUUACUGAUAUAGUUCAUCUACAAAAUGAAACAACUGGAUUAUAAUUAAGAGAUUCUUAUGAAUAUUUCAAUGGUGAAAUGCAUCGACAGGAUUUACUUUGAUAAAUUUGUAUUCAAUUAAGGAUACAAAAAACGUUUUCAAAAUACAAAUUGAGUUUUACAUAUGAAGUGCAUUUGGAAGAAGAAGGAUAAUUAUAGUGAUGACUUAAUGUAAACAGUACAUCAUCGGCUGCAUUUGUUUUAAUUUUGUGUUCAUUCCAGUAGCAUUUAUGAAUUGUGAUUUCGUAUUGUUGUUGUUAGCCAUGACAUUAUAAUAUAAAUGAUAAAAAAGUACUAGUCAUAAAUUGUCAGUUUGUGAAGAUGUUUGUUAAUUGUAUAAAAAGACAUUAAAAGUGCUAAUUGUACUUGUUAUGAAUAUUGUCAUUAUGUUAUUGAUCUCCAUGUGCUUUUCUAUUUGUGUUUAAUCAUAAUUUGUAUCUCCUUGUUUACAAAUACAUCUGACACUUAUUAGCAUAAGGUGACCAUAUUAGUUAAAAUAAGCACCUUUAAUUUGGUGGAACCUUAUGGAGACAGCUAAAUGAAAUUAGUUGGAAAAUAUAUUUCUUUGAUUCAGAACCAUAGUUUAAAAUAAUUAUUUGGCAUUAUAUAAUGAUACAAAAAUAUACAUCUAGCUGUUGAGGUAUUUUUGAUACUUUGUAUUAUCUGUCAUUCAGAUUUAUAUUUGGAAAUUAAAUCUUGAUAGGUCACAUUAGAAGCAAGGAUGUAAAUUAUGAAAAAAUAAAGUGAUCCAGUUGUUGGAACUGACCAGCUCAUCUUUUGUUUCAGUUUCUACUUUUUUUUAUUUGCUCAAUAUGUGUGGUUGUGUUAGUAACCUUUGCCUUGGGUUUAGCUAAAUCCAUUUUUCUUACAAAAUGAGUUUUGUAUUAAAAUAUUCAAGAAAAAUUCAUUCAUAUUAAAAGUCUUUUUUCUGGUAUUAACUCUUAGGAAAUUCAAACUGUUUGAAAUUUACUUAUGAAAUAAUUUUCAGGACAGUGUAUUUUUCAAACUUUCUACCCCCUCAUAAUCAAUGAAAGGAUACACACUUAAGUGUGAGUUAUGUAUUUUUAAAUUCUGAUUUGUGUGAUGAAAGUUUGCUAAAGAAAAACAUCAUAAUUCAUCUCAUAUCUCAUUCUCAAUUCAUUAUUUUUUUCUAUUUGAAAGCAAACACUUUGCUUAUGACAGUUUAAUACUGUCUUCAUUUGAAUUACAAAACAUAUUUUUCUCCAUUUAAUGCAUGAUGAGUUUCUUUUCAAGUUCAAAUCACUCAAAAUUGUGACUGUCACCUUUAAAAAAUAACAUACUUUCAAUAAUUCACUCAUACCAAAUAUGUAAAUUAUUUAAAAUGAGAAUACUUUGAUGAUGUUUGCAUUCAUAUAUACAAUAUUUAAAUAUAUGAGGGGGUAAAGUACUAUGUUAGCCAUAAAUUUGAACUACUUUGCCAUAUAAAUGAGAAAUAAGAUACACUAUCCCUUACUUUAAAUGAAUUUAAUGACAUUUACUCAGCAUUUUUCACAAUUAUACUGACACCCAAUGUCCUUGGUUCUUUUCUGAAUUGCAUAAAAGUUACACUUCAAAGAGGGGAGGCACAGCUUGAAAAAUUGUUGAAGAUAAAAUGUAAAUAAAGUGAAGGAAAAACAGUCACUUGCAAGUUCAUCUAAAUGCUUUUGACAUAAAUUAAAAAUUUCAUUUACUUUUGUUAAAUGUAAUGUAUAAAAUAACUUACAAUUAAAUUUUAUGUUCAAGGCAUUUAAAAUCUUGCAUUGUGUUUUGGUCUUCUGUGCAUUAAAAUGAACUAAUCUUAUUCAAAUAUUCCAUCAACCACCCUAUAUUUAAUCAGAUAAGGUUUUAAUCCAUUUUAAAUUGGUUCUUAAACAACACACCUUGUUUUGAAAGACACUUGUCACCAUUUUUUUGCACCACAUGUACAAUUGUAUAAUUUUAAAGUCUAUUUCCAGGUGUUCCCUCUUUUACUCAUUGUCUGAAGUUCACCAAUGAAUUCUAUUUAGAGGUUUAGGUUACAGUAACUCCUUUGUGUUGAAACUUAUAAAAAUAUCUCUACUACUGGAUAAAUACCCACUGUGUUAAUCUUAUCAAUAAUCUUGGUUUUUCUUGGGUUAGAAGAAAAAGAAACCAAAAACUUUAUGAAUGAAUCAAUUCAAAACAAACUAAACAGUGGAAAAAUAAAGUUUCAGCUUUGAGAUAUUCAUUUUAUAGAAACAAUCUUAUAAGGCUAUUUUUUUUUUUUAAUUUCUGGUACCACAAAAACACACUAUAUAUGCUGUAAACCAAUUUACUUCACAACUAGCAAAAAUAUGUGAAUAUAAACCUCGUAAAUAUGUAAAACAGGAUGUUUCUUCGAUAAAUCACAACAUUAAAUUGCUCUAAAGUUGUGCUAAAGAGUUAAAAGCAAAAUAUAAGUAUUCAUGAAAACAAUUUGGUUUACAGUAUGCAUUAUUUUGAUUUAGAGUUCUAAUUAUGUUAAUUGCAAACUUAGAUGUUUUUACAUUCACCUUUCCUGGCAGCAGCAUCUUUACCCUUACACUCUUAUUCUCUUGAAAACAAAUAAACACACAUUUUCAAAAAUGCCAUUUGAUAUUUUCUAGCAUAUCAUACUGCAAAAUAUAACCUAUCAUUUUGUUAAAAGUUAUUUAAUGGGGUAUUUUUUAUGGCAGCUUUGUUUCAAAUUUUUUACACUUGUUCUUUAUUAGAAAUCACUUUUGAUAGCAAGUCCUUCACUAUGUUUUGAACUUUGAGCAGUAAAAAUAAUGUUUAUACAUUAGAAUAAAUGUCUUAUCUAUUUAUAUAAAUAGAAAGACAGGUCUGUGUGAGAAAUAUGGCAUUGGCUAGUGUCAGGAAUACCUUUUAACCACAAAGUUUGUGUCAAUGUUUUGUUUUUUACAUUUAAAAUUUAAUUAGCCCAUGAUUAUCUUCAUUGGGAAAAUCUUAAAAUCAAAUAACGAUUAGAUGAUUUUUUGAUUUUUUCUUCUUCUGGAGUUUUUACAAUUGCAACACUUGUAUCCACUUUUACAAAUGUAUAGCUUUUGUUUUCAACAGGUUUCUUGCAUUAAACACAAAAACAAAUAUAACUCUUUUCCUUAAAGCUAAAUGAGAAAAAUCCAUCUUGCCAUUUGCCAGAAUCCAGUAUUUGCAUCUAAUGCCAUGAAGACAAGAAAAAAUGUUUUUGUUUUUAAUUUACAGCUCUAGAAAUUCUUCAUUACUUCUAUAAUUCAAGUUUAUGGUAUGAUUACAUUUAGUUUUGAAAUAUAUAUAUCUGUGAAGAUUUCUUUUAAUAUUUUUUAUGUUUUUCUUUUAAAAGGUGUUACAUGUAUGAAACUAAUUGUUGUAUAUUGACUAUCAAAUGAAACCAAAACUUGUGAAUUUUAAUUGUUGUAUAUUGACCAUCAAAUGAAACCAAAACUUGUAAAUCUAAAUUGUUGUUUAUAAUUUAUAUUGCUGUUGAUUUGUAUGUUUUGUGUUGUGAAAUUGAAUUUGAUUAAAUCAAAAUAAAAUGAAUUUGAAAUGAA
Molecule: messenger RNA, 5094 nt
Organism: Mytilus trossulus (common blue mussel)
Lineage: Eukaryota; Metazoa; Mollusca; Bivalvia; Mytilida; Mytilidae
Exons: 3
Coding region: 424-1347 (307 amino acids)
Source: RefSeq, a predicted model, not a curated record